This is a messenger RNA of Malaya genurostris, 3709 nucleotides long. RefSeq lists its product as uncharacterized. NCBI's taxonomy places the organism in Eukaryota, Metazoa, Arthropoda, Insecta, Diptera, Culicidae. The transcript has 3 exons. The coding region runs from base 1134 to 2312 and encodes 392 amino acids. The record is from RefSeq and is a predicted model, not a curated record.
GCCACCGAGCCACAGAGCAAAGCCGGCAGCAUAGCAAUCGCUGCUAAGCCAUCUAGCAUAGCCGAAGAAGCCUUUUGCUCGAUCGCGUACCUACUAUUUCAUUUGCACGAAAGUUAUAUUGCGAACGGAAUAGAUGUUGAAAAUCAUUUCGCUUCCGUCUAUCCAGUAGAGUGGUCGUGCUUCUUUUUGGGGUCCUUCAUAGGCGCAUCUAAGAGUAUAAUCAGACCCAUACUCGGUUCACACAACAAGCCAAUCAGUGAACGGUACACAUUACGUUAGCAUUUUUGUGUAAUUUGUCCGAAGAAGUUAAACGAUUUUUAUAAACUUUCAUCAAUGUUUUAUAGUUAUUGAUUGUUUUCUGCCUACUUGUUCCUUUUCAAUUCUAGAAUCAAUCAAUGAUAAUUAAUUAUUACAGCUGAUUGUAAACAUAGGAAACACGAAAGAUAAAAGUUUUACGGAAUGCAUAUUCCCCGGUGCAAUAGUUGAAUUGAACGAGUUUUCUAAUCUUAUGCUUUAGUUUGAUUGGGGAGGAACUAUAAUGUGUAAAAUAUUCAAAAUAUUUCUAUAGGUACAAGUGUAUAGUGAUUGUUUUAUACCGAAUAUUAUUAUGUGAGUGAAUGUUGUUUUUUUCUGUAUGAUAAAGAAAAACAUAGCACGAGCGCAAAAAGUGGAAGAAGAUUGAAUAAAGCUUGUGUGGUAUUUCAUGUCGUUUAUCUUGAUAAAUAUUGAAUGAUCGAAGUUGCUCUUUUAAGACGACCUGACUAUUUCAACACCGCUACAUCCAAAAUAUCAACAUCGCUACAAUCCACAGUCAAAAUUCCUCCACGUCAGAUUUGAACACUGUCCGGUACAAGAUCUGAAAGCAGAUUAUCCCCAUACAUUUCGAAGGAUUCUUGCGCGUGAGGGUGAUAACAAACAGCGGAAACAUACAUAGCAUCAUAAAGCUGCCUCAUCAUCUUUCACGCCAAAUUGAUAUUGUAUGUUCGUGCAGCAUAGGAUAACAGAAUAUAAUUAAACCUAUUAUUUCACCGGACGACCAGGAACCAGGACGCACUUGCAGAAACAUCAUUAAGAUUGGUGUCAGCUAUAGCUGCUGUCGCCCUCAGUAAGUAAUACGACCUACACACACAACGAUGAGACGAAUUAUUGUAAUCAGUAUCCUAGUAAAUCUACUGUACGGCGCGAUUGCAGCUCCAGUAGAUCGAUCGCAACUUCUUUCGUCAAUUCAGGAUAUUCAACGAAAGUAUGUCACUCUUGAGAAUGAAGAAACGCAAUCGAAAGAAAAAAGUGGUAAUGAACUAGAGAAUAUAAACGACAGUAAACCGGAAGUUGAUGUGGACAAUAUUGAAAAUAUGGAAGCUGUAGCAGAAAGCAUCGAAAACGAGUCAACCAAAGAAUCAUUACGGAAGGCGAAACUGCUACAAUCAAAAUCUUCGGAAGAUCAAACCACCCAAGGCACAAAGCGGAAAAAUAAAAUGUUUGGCUACUAUGGGUAUUAUCCACAGCCCGCAUAUCCGCAACCUAUGGUGUUCCCAUCAUACUAUCCUUUAGAAUACUUUGACGAUUAUUCUUCACUCGAAAGUUAUCAAAACAUAAACCCACUAGCCAAUGUACAAAACUAUCAGCAGAAUUUCGCAGCACUGCAAAACAUGGCGGCACUACAAAGUUUGAAUAACCAACCCAAUUUAGCUUCAACCAAUCUUCCAAAUCUUGGAAAUUUGAACAAUAAUCAGGCUGCUCAGGAUUAUCAGAAUUUUGGUGGUUUCCCAUCGGCAGAAAAUCUUCAGAACAUGGAUGACGAAGAAAUUUUGUCUCGCACUAACCAAGCAGUUCGACGACGCCCCAAUCAGAAAAAUUCUCCAAUUUAUUAUAUUCGCCUACCGCCAACUCCAUACAUGUUUGUUCCUGGGAUCGGAUACAUUUCACAGCCCCCGACAAUUCAACCGAUGGCGCCAACUAUACCUCAGUAUCCACAGUUGGCUCCACCAGUUACCAUGAGUCCAUUUUACAAUCUGCCACUCAAUUUCGUAUCUAACGGUAAACCAUCAGGUAUUUACCAGUGGAGCGGAGCGCCUUCACCUGCACCGAUGCCGCAGCCAGCGUUUGCCUUACCAUAUCCUGGUGUUCGACCACUACCACAUCGUCCUGCGUUUAGGCCAAAUCCGUUUGUUCAGGAUUCUAAAAUCACUCAUCUGAAAGGUCCUUUCAUAUUCAACGGAAGACCCGAGGAAAUAUUCCUGUUGCAGAAUUCAAUCAAUCCGUUCUUCCAAACUCCGAUUAAUCCCAUAAGUCCAUACGGUGGAUAUUAUUAGGACAUACCGUUAGACCUGUAUCUAUACCUGUUUAUGAUAAUUACAAACAAAGCAGGCUGUUUUGGUGGUUUAUAUUUGUGUAGAAAGUGUUUUUCAUGCAUUUGAGCGACCAGUUUAUCCUUCAGGUAGAGUUGAGAAUAGAAGCAGCUAGAAGUUUCGUGAACCUAUAUCAGAGAUAUGUUUGUUUAAAAUUGUAAUAACGCCAUAAGAAACUAUUUCUCUUAUGUUUUACCCUAUGAUAAUCAUAUGCGGAAAUCCUGGUCAUUGUUGCAAUUGACAUUAAUUAACGACAAAAUUUGAAAAAAGUGGCAUACUAAGAUCUUGCAGAGACUAAGAUACUUGAAAUUAUUUUGGACGUUCAUACCUGCAGUAGAUAAACUAUGUAGCUAAGAUGUAGACAAACCUAGAUCACUGUCUCAGAUACUGUAGUCUAAUAAGCUUUGCUAAAAGUGUAAAAACUCUUUCACGUAAGUGGAACCACUAAUGCAUAUUGCCUUGCUUCAAAGUGCCUCAUAUUAUAUUAAUUGUAAAGCUUGAAAUAUAAUUUAAUCGUAUACUAUUUAUCGUCUGCGAUCAUAAAAUGAUUGCUUCCCGUUCACAAUUUUCGUAGAAAUAACCUGUGUUCAAAAGAAAUUUAUUAUCGAGACUAUGUUGAACACAAUCUUGUACGCAAUUAAAUAUUAUAAGUUCUAUGCAACUUGAUGAAAUAAUUCUUGCCAAGUCUGAGGGAUCCGCAGAUACCUCUGCUCUGAAAGAGCUUUAUGAGAAAUAUUUCAUUGACUUGUCUUCGUAUCUUAAGUCAUAAUUUAACAACGGAAUGAAAAUAUUGACAAUACAUAACUUAGAUUUUUACAUAAAAACCGUUGCUUUCGAAUUGCUCAACAAGCUUGAGCUUGUUCGAUCGACGUUUUUUUUCGUAUUCUUAAAGAAACUACAUGCCUAAACGAGCUUAGCAAAUAGCACAUAUUCGAAUAAGUCAAUGAGUAUAGUAGAGCAAAUUCAAUGUUGGAGUAAUUAACACAAUGUGCAUUAUCAAUAAGCGAAAGAUAUUAAAAAGCAAGAAUUUCUUUUUAUGUUGUGUUAGCUGUUUGCGCUUGUAAAUGAUGACAACAUGCGGACAAAACUACAGCGUACUUCUAAUGCGACUAGUAUAAUUAUUAAUAUUAAUAAUAUUAUUAUUAUUAAAUAUUUUAUUAUUUAUAUUGACUGUUUCGGACAUGUUUAAAAUUGUUUCUGAAUUCUCUUACCCAUAGUAUUAAAUUGAACGUAUAGUAGUGUAUGAAAUCCAGUGGAAAAGUUCUGGAGUAUGAAAAACUAAAUAAUAGUAGAACAUCGGAGCUUAGAUAACAAAUUGUACUGAUUACGUGUAGAAAUAAAAGGUAGUUUUCCAAUUCGAA